AUGUUAAUCUCCACAACCGAUGAUUCAGUUCAAGGCCCACAAUGGAUGGAAUGUCCGCAGAUCGAAACUGACCUUCCAACUCUAGCGUUCUUCUACCCUUUGAACGAACUGAUUAUCGCGGAGAGGAGGGACGACCUCCACGACCUGAUCGGUCUGUCAGGAGUCGGGUACACCGUCUUCAACAACAAGGGGCAAAAAGUAUUCCUCGCAGUGUUGGAGAAGCAAUACAAAAAGUUCGAUAUCAAAAUCUUCAAUCACUACGGGAACGAGGUCGUCCACGUCCGGAGGCCUUUCCACUUUUGUACGAAGAAGGUGCUGGUGUGUGCUCCCCCGGGGAACCUCGUCGGGUCCAUCAAAGAAAUCCGAACUCGCUGGAAGACUUACGUCGUCAAAAAUCGGUUGGAGAAGGACGUUCUGAAAAUAGUUCCGGCUGGAGUGUUCAACUAUAUGUACAACAUUCAGCUGAUGUAUGGCGGGACCGUGGUGGGGGUGAUCAGGAAGCACUGCGACGUGGCCACACUCCUCGACAUGAAACACUUCGCCAUCUCGUUCCCCAUCGAGCUGGAUGUCCGGGACAAAGCCGUGCUGCUCGGGGCCUGUUUUACGAUCGGCUUUCAAUAUUGA
Molecule: messenger RNA, 624 nt
Organism: Trichoplusia ni (cabbage looper)
Lineage: Eukaryota; Metazoa; Arthropoda; Insecta; Lepidoptera; Noctuidae
Product: phospholipid scramblase 1-like
Exons: 1
Coding region: 1-624 (207 amino acids)
Biological process (GO): plasma membrane phospholipid scrambling
Cellular component (GO): plasma membrane
Molecular function (GO): phospholipid scramblase activity
Source: RefSeq, a predicted model, not a curated record